Messenger RNA from Lachancea nothofagi CBS 11611, 360 nucleotides. Lineage: Eukaryota; Fungi; Ascomycota; Saccharomycetes; Saccharomycetales; Saccharomycetaceae. The record is from the annotation of a GenBank genome assembly.
AUGUCGGAACUUAGUCAGACCCAGUCAAGAGACCUACAACAAAAAACAUCAAACACCAGCGGAGAACAGCAGGAUGAAAACGGCAGUGGGCUAGUUACAAGCAUCUCGUUGAGCCGAGUCUCUAAGAAGGCAGGCACUAAGAAGAAAAAGAAGGAUCGGUGCUAUUACGAGAAGUGCGGGUCUACGGCUCUUAAAUUCAUAGGCGAUUGCCAGUUUUGUCAGGGACACUUCUGCUCGCGGCACCGAAUCAUGGAAAACCACUCUUGCCAGGGCUUGAAGUCUUGUAAGGAGCAAAUGCACCAGCGUAACGCGGAAAAGCUGGCCGCAGAACAAACAAUAGUAUCAAAAAUUCAAAUAUGA